AUGAUAGGAGACCAAAAAGCAUAAAACGUGGAGGGGACUCCUUAUUCUAAGAUUCAUUUAGAUGAGCAGCAAUCAAAUUCAUCGAUUGUUGCUCGGUCUAAAUCAAGACACUUAGUGGUUAUGAAUAAUCUCAAAAAGAGAGAAGAAAUGUGGGACAAUAGAUUUCAUUUAGAACAUAUUCCUAAAUACGACGUUUUCGCUGAUAAACAUUCAUAGAAUUUCUAAUAUGCCAUGAUGAAAUAGCAAAAGAAGAAUAUAGUAGAGUUUGCUCCAGGAAAAAUCAGGAAAAAAGCAACAAAGGAUAUGCAAAAUAUUGAAGAAUAGAGCGAAAAAAGUAUAUAAUCUUCAUAGUCUUAGUAGAGAUCUGUUGCUCCUCCUUAUAUUAGUAGAUAAGGAGGAGGUUAAGCAGGUGCUAAUCCAAAAAAUCUGAUUCCUCCAAAUUAUGAUUAACUAAAAGAAAUGAUUAAGCAAAAUUUUGAAAAGUUGAAAAUAAGCUGGGAGGCUCAAGACAUUCCUAUUCAUCACAGAGAGCUAUUUAUUCAAUGUUGCAAAUAAAUAUCAAGAGAAAGAGCUAUAGAAUUAAUAAAGACAGAAAUAGAAGAUUUAAGAAAGGGGGAUGCAUUCAUAUAAAAUUGUAUAAAAGCAGUAAAGGGAAGAGAAUAAUGCAUCAUAUAGUUAGAAGAUCAAAUAUCUUUAAUUGAAAAAAUUAAAAGUUAAGUAGAUGAAUAAACAUUAAAUAAAAGUUCAGAACUAAUUACUCACUUAAGAUUACUCUCUAUAAAUGCUGCUGAAUGUAUUGUUUCUUGGAGAAAUUAUCUCAUGGAUUUUCUUUAAAAUUCUGUCAUAAAAGAAAGACAAACUAUGAUUAUCCCAUAUCUCUACAAGGAAUAAAACUAUUUAAUUAAAAUGAGAACAGAUACACACUUCUUAAGAAGCUCUAUCUUGAAAGAAUUUUUUUUUUUCUCAACGAGAUAAGAAUACAAGAUAGAUCCAUUUAUUUUAAGUAUGACUGAUGGAAACGAAGAGACUGAUAAGCAAAUUUAGUAUAUAUCGAAGAAUCUUAGAAAAAGAAUUGAUAAUUGCAUUCAUUUGCUUAACGAAGAAUACAUUAGAGUCAUUGAAGAUGAGAAAUUUUAAUCUAUGAAUUCUAAGAAACCAAGCUACAGCAGAUAUCAACAAAAGUUACCAGGAGUAGGUCCUCUAAGGAAAAGCAGUCAAAACAGUAGAGUUGUUUAAAAGCCGAUUCAGCAUGAACAUAAUAUAGUUGUUCAUUCAUCCGCAAAGAAAGAUCAUCCUUCUCCUUAAUCUUCUAUUUAAAGCAAAAAUAGCCCUUAGAAGUAGUUUAAUUUCGAAAAUAGUCCUGUCCAUUAGAAGAGAGACAGCGAAGGUAGCAACAUAGGUUAAAGUAAAAAUAAUCACAACAAAGUUCCUUCUUAGUCUGAAUUAAAUGAUUUUCCAAAUUAGCAUUCGUAGUAAGAGUCAAAGGUAGCAAUCAAUGAAAACUUGAAACAAAAUAAUUAAUCUUAAAAAUCUACAUCAUAAAUUUAUCAACAAAUCAAAGGACUUCCAUCUCAUACAGUAAGUUCUGUAAAUUAAUCUAAAGAUUUAAUAUCUUCUAAGUCUUAACCUCAUCAUCCUACUGUAUAAUAAUAAUAGUAAUAGCACAAAGUCUAAUAAUAAUCAUAGUAAGAAAGCUUUAAAUAGACUCCUCAUAAUUAAUAGGAGCUUACGAAAAAAGAUAAUCAAAUUUAAAAUUCAUAGUCGUCUCAUUCAGUUAUGUAAUAAAAAAAUGCUUCAGCUGAAUAAGAUUAAAAAGAAAAGCUCAAUCACAUAGAAUAAAAUUAGUAACAUUCUUAAUAAGUUUAAAAUAAUUAAAAGUAAGUAGCUGAUUAAAUUCAUGUGUAAGAUUAAGCUGAAGAUAAAUAAAAACAACUAUAAAUCCAUUAAAAUUCAGAAUAAGUUGAAGAAGAAAAUCAAGGAGAAGGUGUUAUUGGAGUUCCUGAGUAUUUUGAAGAGGAUCUUAUGAAAUACACUGAGAAGUAUUUGGAAACAGUAGAAAAAAAAAUUAAAGAGAGUGUUUUGAGCUCAACGUAAGAAAUAUCUAGAAGAUUAAGAACAGAGUAUGAGUGUGGUUGUCUUGAGUAUAAAAGAAAUGGUAAAAUAAAAGGCAUAGCUUACUAUUUUAACGAAAGUUCAUAAUAAUCUAGAAGAAUAACUCUUAUGCAUGUUAGUGCAGUUGAUUAAAAAAAUUUAGAUCAGUUCCUUAAUUAGAUUAUUUAGUAUAUUUUUAAGAAUGAUUCUUGUGAUGAAAUUCGUUUUUGUAUUUAUCACCAUGAAAAUGAAGAGGGGAAUAUGCAAGUUCAUAAAGAAAUUCAAACUAUUUUUACAUCAAAAGGAUUUAAAUGGAAAUAAGUAAAUAAUGAUAAAUAUACUCACUAGCGUACAACUAUCCUAGCAUUGAGGAGACCUGCAGAUAUUCCUUCUACUCAUAAAUUAAAAUAGUUUGACCACAUCAUAGUAGAAAGUAUUGCUUUCAUCUAACAUUCAAGUUCAGCAAAACCUGAAUCUUCAUAAAGUUUGAAUAAUUUUGAUAUGACAGUAAACUUGUUGGGUAGUUUGGAUUAAACCAUUUAAGAUGAUCCUAAAUUUGCAACUUUACUCUCAAAAUGUGAGAACAAAAUAUUUUCGAGAGGCAUCGAAUAAAUUAAUGUUUUAAUGAGAAAGAAUUAUCAGUAUUCAGAUAUGAAAAAAGAAUCAUUUGAAGAUAAAGACAAAUUUAUAGAGUCUCUAAAAAGUUAUGAAAUAUAAUAUGACAGUUCUCACCUCGAUUCCAAUAAUAAAAUAUUUGCAUCAGUAAGCAAGCUAGCUUUGAAAUGGAGAGCUUUUUCGUAGUGUUAAAUAGAUCAAAAUUUAUAUCUCAGGAUCAAUAUUCCAAAUACAGAUGACCAUAAUUAUAUGAAAGCUACCUCUAAAAUAAAUAAGACUGUCUAUAUUUUACCUACAGAUGAUCAAAACACUAAUAUUUUCUUAUUUGAAAUAGAUGAUCAAGAAUAGUUUAAGUAAGAUUUCUAACAAAAUGUAAAAGAAGUAAUGAAAUCUCUAUAAAAUACCUAAUAAAUCAAAGAAGAUAUAUUCAUACCUGCCUUUGAAACAACUUUAAAAUAAGACUUAUCUAUUAAAAAAGAAGAUAAUAAUGAGUAUAAAUGCUAUCAACAACUAAAAAUAUCUAUUAAUUAUUAUACUCCACUACCUAAAAUAUAAAUUAAAGUUUAAAAAAACUCAAAUUCUUAAGUUAUUAUCCGUCCUCCGUUUGUCUUUGGUUUUAUUAAUAACGAUAUAGACGAAAUAUUAGAAAUACCCUACUACUCAGCUCUUAUAGAAAAAGGUAAUUUCUGCAAAGUAUGA
Molecule: messenger RNA, 3405 nt
Organism: Tetrahymena thermophila SB210
Lineage: Eukaryota; Ciliophora; Oligohymenophorea; Hymenostomatida; Tetrahymenidae
Exons: 16
Source: RefSeq, a predicted model, not a curated record